GAAGGAUCGUCGUCGUCGCCGCCGCCACCGCUACCACCACCACGGUUACGCCACGACCGCGCGCGUUAGUAACGUUUCGGUAUCGCUACCGCGCGCAACCCGACGCUGUCUCCGCCGCCGAUGACGACGACGUCGUCAUAAUAUAUUUACCGAGGACAACACGCAGACCCUUGCGGACUUCCGAGACUCGCGGACUGCGAAUUUAUAUCGUCGUCGUGUAUUUCGUAAUAAUUCUAAACCAUCGAUCAAAAAAAAAUUUACUAUCAUCACUAUCGCCGCGAAUCAAAAUUUUUUUGCGGAUCGUUCCGUUCGCAUCGUCGCCGCGGUACAGUUCUGUCGGGGACUGCGAUCCCGAGACAGACGACUUCGCGCGCCUAUCUGCCGCGGAUAUUCGCGCGCAUUUCACAACGCUCUUUUAUAAUUUUAGAGAUAAUAUUAAUUUAGUUUCCAUGUGCGUCUGUGCGAGGUUUCGCGAUGGAUUUGAGUAGACCGCCGAUCCGGUAACUCGUCGUAUACCGGAAAUCUUCGUUUUCCGUGUUAUUAUCUGUAAAUUCUUCUCUCAAGAUUUAGCCAUGGAAGCAGGUAGUUCGGCUUGCGUGGCUUUGGCGUUUUUGGUCAACUACAAUACGUUAAAAGCUGGCUUUGUGUAUGAUGACAGUCGGGCGAUCGUUAACAAUCCGGACGUGACGCGAGCUGCGCCGCUGACCGACAUUUGGACCAACGACUUCUGGGGUACGCCGAUCGGGUCGAGCAGCUCGCACGGCUCAUACCGGCCGCUGUGCGUGGCUUCGUUCCGGCUGAACCAUUGGACAGGCGGCCUCGACCCAAAGGGCUACCACGCGGCCAACGUUCUGCUGCACUGCGCCGUCACGUAUCUGGUAUACGCCGUGUACCGGACGCUGAUGCCCGGCCGCCGUCCCGCUGCGGCCGCAGCCGUGUUUGCCGUCCACCCGGUGCACGCCGAGGCCGUAGCCGGUGUCGUGGGCCGCGCUGACUUGCUCGCCUGCCUGUUCUACCUGGCCGCGUUCCUGUGCUACGCGGCGCACGUCCGGCACCGGGACAGGACGCCAGACCCGCGGCGCCGCGUCGUGUGCUGCGACGCUGGCUGCCACCGCCGGACGUACCGACUGGGCUCGGCGGUGCGCACCGUCUUCGCUGCUUUGGGCCUGGGCACGUGCUCUAGCGAUCUGGACGGCCUGCCCGGCGGCGUCACCGAGUGCUGCGCGGUCCGAGAGUGGGCCUGCUUGGCGGCCACCGUGCUCAUGGCGGCCGCGUCCAUGUUGGCCAAGGAAACCGGCCUGACCGUGCUGGCCGUGUGCGCCGUCUACGACGUGCUGUUCGCCAGCAAGCAGUCGCCGAACAAGAACUCCGGAGGAAUGUACAGGACGCUGGCAAUCUUGUCUGGCGCGGCGGCCGGUCUGCUGUUCGCCAGGAUGUCGCUGAUGGGCGACAGCGGACCACCGGUGUUCGCGGCGGCCGACAACCCGACUGCAAAGUCGCCAAGCCUGGUGACGCGAACUCUGACGUUCCUCUACCUGCCCGCCGAGAACUUCCGGUUGCUCGUCUACCCCCGGAGGCUGAGCUUUGACUGGUCCAUGGACGCCAUCGCGCCCGUCACGUCUGUCUAUGACCCGAGGAACGCCCUGUCCGUCGCCCUGUACGUAGCCCUGUUUGCCGCGGCCAAGCGGUCCGCCGCAGCUGCGUCCAGGGCUAGGCUGCACCACAACCGACCUCACAGAUGUUGUUCAAAGACUAAGUACGAUCGCCCGGCCGACCGUGCCGAUGACCCGGCAAGGGCCGUGGGACUCGCUGUCGCCAUGACCGCCAUACCGUUCGUGCCGGUGUCCAACAUGUUUUUCUACGUGGGGUUCGUGCUGGCUGAGAGGGUGCUGUACAUGCCCAGCGUGGGCUACUGCUUCCUGUUCGGGUACGGUUACGCAGCGCUGGAACGCCGUUUAGGGCCUAAAUGGCCAAGGAUGGGGCUGAUGGUGGUGCUCACCGUGUACGGUGCCCGGACGGUCAUCAGGAACAACGACUGGCAGGACGACGAGUCGCUGUACCGAUCGGGUGUGCACAUCAACCCGCCGAAAGCCUACGGAAAUUUGGGCUCAAUACUGAGUAGUCAGGGUCGAUUGGACGAGGCGGAAACGGCGCUGAGGACGGCGUUACGAUAUCGACCGAACAUGGCAGACGUGCAUUACAAUUUAGGGAAUCUCCUGCGGGAAAAAGGCGACGCCGAAGCAGCCGUGUCGAGUUACAAAAAUGCGAUCAAGUACCGACCAUCGCUGGCAGUGGCGUACCUGAACAUGGGGCAGCUGUUGGCAACGAUGGGCCGAUGUGAGGAAGCGGAGUCCGUACUGAAACUAUGCAGUUCGUUGGACGGUUCGCAUUCCAAGGACCCUGUGAACCACGAGACCAGCAGGGUGUCGGCACUGGUCACAUUGGGUAAACUGCACGCCGAUCGAGGCAGGUACUCUGAUGCGGUGCAGGCUUACAAGCACGCAGUCACCAUACUGCCACCAUACUACAACUCUCGGGUACUGUUCAGUUUGUACGGCGACGCGUUGGCGCAACUCAACAGACACAGAGAAGCCGAAAUGUGGCACAAGGCGGCACUGGCAGUCGGGCCCGACCAUGUUCCGGCGCACUUGAGUUACGGGAAAUGGCUCGCAAAAAACAGAACGCGUAUUCACGAGGCAGAAAAUUGGUUUCUACGGGCAAAAAAAUUGGCUCCCGGUGACGCGUCCGUGUACAAACAUUUCGGAGUUUUUCUGCUGGAACAAGAACGGUACCCCGAAGCCGCGUCGCAGCUGGUGGAAGCUGUUGCACUGGAGCCCGAAGACUACGACCUCACAGUGACGGCAGCCACCGCGCUAAGGCAGGCGGGCGUGUCGCUCAGGGCAGAGGACAUGUACAGAAAGGCAGCCACACUCAGGCCACAAGACGCGAGCAGCCACAGCAACCUGGGAGCCAUGCUACACCUGAACGGCAAACACCGAGAGGCGUUAUCCAGCUACCAGAACGCACUGAGGAUAUCACCGGACGACCGGACCACGCUGGACAAUCUCAACAAACUGAGGAACGUGUUGCGGCGCAGGUCUAGAGCGGCGUGAUGACGACCACCGCGACGGACGUGAUAAUAAUUAUGAUAUUAUGUACUAUUAAUAUAGAUUAUAAUAUAAUAUGAGGAUAAUUUGACGACAACGACGAUGUGGUGCGGUUUUGUAUUUAAGACGUAAUUUUCUAUAUUUUUUUUUUCGUAUAUUAUAAUAUAUAUAUAAAUAUAUUUUAAAAAUAUUAAUCCUGUACAUAAUAUAUAGUGUAUA
Acyrthosiphon pisum (pea aphid) is the source of this 3326-nucleotide messenger RNA. RefSeq names its product protein O-mannosyl-transferase TMTC2-like. Lineage: Eukaryota; Metazoa; Arthropoda; Insecta; Hemiptera; Aphididae. Bases 573 to 3113 code for a protein of 846 amino acids. The transcript is spliced from 12 exons. Gene Ontology annotation, molecular function: mannosyltransferase activity; protein binding. Gene Ontology annotation, biological process: protein O-linked glycosylation via mannose. The record is from RefSeq and is a predicted model, not a curated record. Gene Ontology annotation, cellular component: endoplasmic reticulum membrane.